CUUCGGUGUCCAUCAAGGCGCAGUACGGGGGCAAUUUAAAAUGACUUCAUGCAACUCUGUGGAGCUGGAAGUGGAGUUCGGGGACCUUCUGCAGGAGUUCCAGCAUGUCCUGGAGGAGCUCCGGGUGCCGACCCUAAGCACACCCUGCAUCUACGAGCAGCAUCUUGAGGAAGCCAAGAGACGCGCUGCGAUGAACGACCGAGUCAGUGACAGCGGAAUAGAAGACUCAGACUGCAGCAGGGAGCAGUCGCCGGGCAGCAGUCUCAACACCAGCGAGGAGGAGCUCAGCACCGCAGGCGUGAACGUCGCUCGGCGAGCCAAAUUGGGGGACACGAGAGACCUUCAGAGCUUCAUUGAAAACCUGGACAAAGAACUCGCCGAGAUGUGAACUGCGCCGUCCAGGCAUCGGCGAAAACAGACUCAGUCCAGCUGUGAGUCUGGAGAAGAGAGUUCCACACCACCUGUCCCUUGAAACAGCCCCUCGCCCUUCCCUCAGGUCAAAGGUGGACACUGACCGAUGGAGGAAACAACACACUUCGGUCUGCUCUCUCCUUGUCUGAAGUUAGUGUAAAAACAUGCUCUUAGUCCUUUAUGUACGUGCACUUGGCUGCCUGCAACAUUCUGCAAAGAUACUAAUGCUUGCUCUAACUGAAAUGUGCGUGUGAGCUUGUGAGGUCCCACAUUCGCCUAACGCAGAGCAGCCUUAACCGACGUACAGGCAGUGCGGUAAAUCCUCAUCCUGCCACAUGUAGCAAAAGUCUCUUAAGAAGGACUUUAGUAGUAAUUAAUUAAAUAAAAAAAAAUAUAGAUUUUUUUGCAAAAACUAGCAUGAACAUACUUCUAGGCUGUUUUUUAAUUUUUUUUGCGGUU
This is a messenger RNA of Scleropages formosus (Asian bonytongue), 870 nucleotides long. RefSeq names its product regulator of cell cycle RGCC. Bases 41 to 388 code for a protein of 115 amino acids. The transcript has 5 exons. The record is from RefSeq and is a predicted model, not a curated record. Lineage: Eukaryota; Metazoa; Chordata; Actinopteri; Osteoglossiformes; Osteoglossidae. Gene Ontology annotation, biological process: regulation of cell cycle.